AAACUAAAACCGAUCUCUCUCUCUCUCUCUCGCUCAGCCCCGCAGAGAUCGAGAUCGCAACAAUGGCGGCCGCGGACAUCGCCGGCGCCGGCUACGGCGGAGCCCCCUCGCCGGACUCCGAAGGCCCCGACGGCGUGCGCAUGAGUUGGAACACCUGGCCUCGCUCCAAGGUCGAGGCAUCCAAGUGCGUCGUCCCCAUCGCUGCCUCCAUUUCCCCGAUCCGCACCCACCCCGACGUCCUCGUCCUACCCUACACCCCUCUCCGCUGCAAACCCCCCUGCUCGACCGCCCUUAACCCCUUCUGCACCGUCGACUUCUCCAAUCGGAUCUGGACCUGCCCGCUCUGCUUUUCCCGCAACGUUUUCCCCCCUCACUACCACGCUAUCUCCGAAUCCAAUGUCCCUGGCGAGCUCUAUCCCCAGUGCACCACUGUGGAGUACGCCCCACCUCCCGCCCCCCACUCCCCUCCACCUCCCCCUCCCGUCUUCCUCUUCGUCCUUGACACCUGCAUCAUCGAGGAGGAACUUGCCUACUUGAAGUCCGCCAUGAGACAAGCUUUGGGGCUUUUGCCGGAGAACGCGCUUGUUGGGCUUGUCACGUUUGGGACGCAGGCGCAGUUGCAUGAGUUGGGCUUUGCGGAUCUAUCCAAGGUGUAUGUUUUCCGUGGCACCAAGGAGAUCUCUAAGGAGGAGAUUUUGGAUCAGCUUGGAUUGUCUGGUCGUGGUUUCCCCAAGGGCGCACCGGCACAUGCCAAUGGGUUGCAGCAGCACCCUGCGGGGUCUGUUAAUCGGUUCCUUCUCCCAGCUUCGGAUUGCGAGUACCAGCUCAAUUUGUUGUUAGAUGAGUUGCAGACGGAUCAGUGGCCGGUGGAGGUUGGGAACCGGGCACGAAGGUGUACUGGUGUUGCUCUGAGUGUUGCAUCGGGUUUGUUGGGAGCUUGCUUGCCUGGGACUGGAGCGCGGAUUAUAGCUUUGGUUGGGGGGCCAUGCACAGAAGGUCCUGGGAUGAUUGUGUCCAAAGAUUUAUCUGAACCAGUGCGUUCCCAUAAAGAUCUUGAUAAGGAUGCUGCUCCUCAUUUCCACAAAGCUAUCAAAUUUUAUGAAAAUCUUGCCAAGCAGCUGGUUAGCCAGGGUCAUGUGCUAGAUGUGUUUGCUUCUGCCCUUGAUCAGGUUGGGGUUGCUGAAAUGAAAGUUGCUGUUGAGAGAACAGGUGGUCUUGCUGUCCUAGCUGAAAGUUUUGGCCAUGCAGUUUUUAAAGAUUCCUUUAAAAGAAUUUUUGAGAAAGGCGAACAUUCUCUUGGUCUUUCUUUCAAUGGGACGCUUGACAUUAACUGUUCAAAAGACAUCAAAAUUCAGGGGAUAAUUGGGCCAUGUACGUCUUUGGAAAAGAAGGGAGCUCUUUGUGCUGAUACAGUCAUAGGACAAGGAAACACAACAUCAUGGAAAAUGUGUGGACUCGACAGUAGUACUUCUUUGACUGUCUUCUUUGAUAUAUCACCCAGUGAACGGUCAAACCAACAGGGCAUCACCAACCAACAAUUGUACAUACAGUUCAUGACAAGCUAUCAAAAUGCAGAGGGUCACAUGAGACUAAGGGUUACAACUAUCACCAGAAAAUGGGUGGAUGGCUCGAUCAACAAAGAGGAAUUGGUUGAGGGUUUUGACCAGGAAACUGCAGCUGUUGUGCUUGCAAGAUUCAUUUCCUUGAAAAUGGAGAUGGAGGAAGAAUUUGAUGCAACUCGUUGGUUGGAUAGAUCUCUCAUACGACUUUGCUCAAGAUUUGGUGAUUAUCGGAAAGAUGAUCCCUCUACCUUUACUAUUAAUCCGAAUUUCUCAAUAUUCCCCCAGUUUAUGUUUAAUCUCAGGAGGUCACAGUUUGUACAGGUUUUUAAUAAUAGUCCUGAUGAAACUGCUUACUUCCGGAUGCUAUUGAACCGUGAGAGUGUCACCAAUUCAGUUGUGAUGAUCCAGCCUUCAUUGCUGUCAUAUUCUUUUAAUGCACCUCCUUCACCCGCGUUGUUGGAUGUAGCUUCUAUAGCUUCAGAUCGUAUACUCCUGCUUGAUGCUUAUUUUAGUCUUGUUAUUUUUCAUGGAAUGACAAUUGCUCAAUGGCGUAAUAUGGGUUAUCAGAAUCAGUCAGAGCAUCAGGCCUUUGCACAAUUGUUGCAAGCUCCCCAAGAUGAUGCCCAGAUGAUCAUCAAAGAUCGGUUCCCUGUCCCUAGAUUAGUUAUUUGUGAUCAACAUGGCUCUCAGGCAAGAUUUCUGCUGGCAAAAUUGAAUCCAUCAGCUACAUACAAUUCUGCUCAUGAGGUCACUCCAGGUUCCGAUAUUAUAUUCACCGAUGAUGUUAGCCUUCAAGUAUUCUGUGAGCAUCUCCAGAGGCUGGCAGUACAGUCCUGACUAGAAAUAUACAAGUGUCUUCAUAAUAUUUUUAUCCGUAUCCGUAUUCUAUAUGAUAACCUUAAGGUUGGCGGAGUUUUUACUUUUCUCGCUCCUUAGCUCAUCGUUUGUGUUGUGCCUCCCUAAAUGUUUCUCAUACUAUCCAAUUCAGUCUUUCCUUAAUGAAUAAAGCAGCAUUUGUAUCAUUUCUUCUUUUUUUGGUUUUUAAAAUUUUUUUUAUUAGGAGAAAAAUUGGAGCUCUUAUUUUGUGGGGAAUUGUGGUAUAUGCUAUUGCAAAAACAUUAAAGAUAGGUUGUGUUAAUUUAA
This is a messenger RNA of Dioscorea cayenensis subsp. rotundata (Guinea yam), 2705 nucleotides long. RefSeq names its product protein transport protein SEC23-like. Gene Ontology annotation, molecular function: GTPase activator activity; zinc ion binding. The transcript is spliced from 12 exons. Lineage: Eukaryota; Viridiplantae; Streptophyta; Magnoliopsida; Dioscoreales; Dioscoreaceae. The record is from RefSeq and is a predicted model, not a curated record. The coding region runs from base 63 to 2399 and encodes 778 amino acids. Gene Ontology annotation, biological process: COPII-coated vesicle budding; COPII-coated vesicle cargo loading; intracellular protein transport. Gene Ontology annotation, cellular component: endoplasmic reticulum exit site; COPII vesicle coat.